Molecule: messenger RNA, 3960 nt
Organism: Funneliformis caledonium
Lineage: Eukaryota; Fungi; Glomeromycota; Glomeromycetes; Glomerales; Glomeraceae
Source: the annotation of a GenBank genome assembly
AUGCCUCCAAAUGAAGCUGGACGUAGGAGAGCGUUGUGGAAAUUUCAAAUACUCAACACAUCAAAUGAUGUUAAUUUUACCCGUAUCGUUGCAUUAGCAAAAGAACAUUUUAAAGUAUCAAUAUCGCUAAUCUCACUUGUAAACACCACUCAUCAAUGGUUUAAAGCAGAGGAUGGAUUAGGAUGUAAUGGAACGACCAGAGAAAUAAGUUUUUGUGGACAUGCUAUAUUACAAGAGAAUGGGGAACCAUUCGUUGUACCUGAUACUAAAUUGGAUUGGAGAUUUCACAAAAACCCUUUGGUCACAGGUUCUCCGUUCAUAAGAUUUUAUGCUGGUGCUCCAUUACAAACUGAAGACGGUCAUAAUAUCGGUACGAUAUGUUUAAUCGAUGAUAAACCAAGGCAUGAUUUCACUAAUAAGGAUUGUGAAAUCUUGAAAGACUUUGCAAAAGUUGUCAUGAGGGAGUUAGAAUUAUGGGUUGAUACUUUACGUUUACGUGUAAGGAAUGAAAUGCAACAAAGUAUUGCCGAUUUCAGUAAAUUUUGCUUGGAAACUCAAUUAUCCAAUAAUGAAGAAAAUAAAUUAAGUUCCAACACCAAUAUUGUCGGUGACCCUAUCAUGAAGCGAUGUUUUAGCAUGGCUGUUAAAUUAAUGAGGGAUACUUUAAAUAUAGAUUUCGUUUGUUUAUUAGAGAUGCCUUCUAGUCCAAUAAUAUCAACUGCUUGUUCAUCAAAUGGAUUCUUUUUAAAUGGUCCUCCUCCUGAUAUGCCAACAAGAUAUUUAAAGUUCCUUGCUUCCGCUGGUCCAAUCGAAUUGUCUUCUGAGGCGUUGACAGCGUCGGUGAAUACUUCUUUCCUUUCUUACAUGAUGCAAAAUUAUUCGCAAGGUUAUAUUUAUCAAAACGCCUUACCUCCUUUACCGACCUUAUUUCCGGAUGAUGUUCAUUCUGGUAUUGUGGUACCUAUUUAUGAUGAUUCACAAAAUGCUUUUGGUUUCUUAAUUGCAAUGACAAAAGAUCCUCUGAGACAAUUUGAAGAUGAAGAACGAGUUUAUUUAAGUAAUUUUGGUGUGAACGUCGUUAGUGAAGUGUUAAAGAGAAGGGUGAUCGUCGCCGAUAGAGCAAAAGGUACAUUCAUCUCUUCUAUUUCUCAUGAAUUAAGAACCCCUCUUCAUGGUAUUCUAGCAAGUUGUGAGUUAUUGGAAGAAAGUAAAUUAAAUUAUGCCCAAUCGGAAUUGAUUAAAACCAUACACGGUUGUGGGACUUCUUUAAUUAGUAUUAUUAAUAGCGUAUUGGACUUUGCUAAAUUAGAAAGUGAAAAACAAGACUUCGCUGAUGACGAUCCUUUACAAGAAAAAGUUUCUGAAGAAGGGAGUGAAAUAUUGGGUGAGGACGAAAGUCAACGUGAUAUUAAUAUCAUUGAUCGUAAUAUUAAUAACAAAAGGAAGAAGGACCGCGUUAAUUUAGUCAAGUUGUUGGAAGAAGUUGCUGAAGCUUGCGUAGUAGGCCAACAAAUGGUUGCUGCCGUUUACAGUAGUAAUAAUUAUUCCCUUAAUAAGGGUGAUAACGAUGAAUUAUUUCGUACAGAGAAGGAGAAGAAACAUAAUUCCGCUGCUAUAACACAGGCAAGAAGGAAACAUGUUUCUAGAUUACUACACCCUCAUCAAUUUCAGCAUCAAAAUAAAAGUGAUUCCUUGGAACAAAUUGAAGACGUCAUGGUUUUGCUUGAGAUUGAGCCUAGGGAUGUUGGUUGGUACGUUAGUGCUGAUGAUGGAGCCAUAAAACAAAUGUUAAUGAAUAUUGUUGGAAAUUCACUGAAAUUUACGCAACAGGGUUAUGUGCUAAUAUCAUUAGCCACAGUACCAUGUUCAUCAUUAUGUGAACAAUAUAAGAAUCAUAAAAGGGAUUUCCAAUCAAAAUUUCAUGCAUUAUUAACGAUCACGGAUACGGGACGUGGUAUUUCUCCAUCAUUUUUAACGACAAAUAUAUUUCAACCAUUUUCUCAGGAAAAUUCACUACAAGUAGGAACCGGAUUAGGACUAUCUAUUGUUAAAUUAUUAGUAGAGAAGAUGGGUGGUAGAUUAGAUAUCGAGAGCGAAGUAGGAGUUGGUACAAGGGUUAGGAUUUGGUUGGAUUUUGAACAAUUUCCAUCAAAAAUUGAAAAGGGUUCAAGUAUAUCUUAUAAAGAAGAGCAGCGACGAACUAUUCUUGAGGCAAUAAAGGAAAAAACAAUCGUAAUUAAAUGCGCCAAGGGUAAACUUAAAGAAGUGGUAGAAAAAUAUUUUACUGAUUGGUUUCAAGUGAAAAAUGUUAUUGUUGAAGAAAAUGGUGGUGAUAUUGAUGGUGAUAUUAUAUUUAUUAAUAAUGAUCUUGCUCAACUAAAAAGAAUAUUGUCUGAAGUUGGUCCCAAGUUAUCUCCUGUGGUGUUUGUCACUUCCUUGGCUAAGCACGGUAAAGUUGCUGAUUUUGUUGAGAAAUUACAGGAUGAAGAAGGAGGAAAUAUAAUAAAUCUUAAAGGCGGAAGGAGGAAACGAAAGGUUGUGAUACUUUCACGACCUUGUGGUCCUCAUAAAAUAGAAAACACCAUGGUUUCUAUUUUCUCAAAUUUACAACGUGAUGAUAACGGUGCCGAAGAAUUGAGUUCAGUACAACAUUUGGAUGAUGAUUCACAGCGACAGGUCAUGAAAACAGCUUCAAAUAAUAAUAAUUUAAAAUAUCAUACUAAUUAUUCUUCUUCGGAAGAAACAUUAAUUUCGAGACAACGAUCUCCCUCGAUUACUCCUCCCACAACUCCAAAAGUUAUCAUCAAAUUUGAUGAUCGUUCAACUGAGCUGACAUCACAGCUUUCAAAUGUACUACCUUCACGACCUUCUUUCAAUCGCUCUAAUACAUUACCAAACAUUCACUUACAAUCACCUUCAAAUUGUGAGCCCAAAUUCUUAACAAUUCCCAAAUCGACUACAUCACCACCUAUUUCUUUUUCAAAUGAAGACACGACUUUAAUAUCAUCCUCAUUACCAAGCACAUUUUCUAGUGAGAAAGAUACUACUUUAGAUCAAUUGAAAAAAUCUCGGUCCAAUAAUUCCCUCAACACGUCAUUUUUAUCUAAGCUAUCUACUUCCGGACCAAGAGUUUUGGUGGUCGAGGAUAAUGCUGUUAAUAGAAUGAUUUUAGCUACGUUUUUGAACAAACGCGAUAUUAAAUUUGAAGAGGCUGAAAACGGUGCGAUUGGUGUUGAAAAAUUCAGAAGAGCGUUGGAUGAAGAUAAUCCUAAACAAAAAGGAUUUGACAUUGUUCUUAUGGAUAUACAAAUGCCCGUCAUGAAUGGUAACGUAGCAACAGCCGAAAUACGUAAAAUUGAAUAUGAAAUUAGUCAAAAACAACUUCCAAAAUUAUCACCUAUGUCAGAACAUCCCAAGACACCAUUGCCAGAACAAGAAGAUUACUUUUCAACCCCUUCGAUGACUCCCCCUCUUUUCUCUCAAUUUCCUGCUACCAACGAUUCUACUAUUUCAGGUUUUUCUUCAUUCAUUAACAAUAAUAGAUACCCUUCAAAACCAUUUCAAAGCACAGACAAUAAUUUAAGUGCAAACGCACAAAAACAAAAGAAUAAAUAUAGAAGAAUUUCACAUCCCGAUCGACUAUCUCAUCAUUAUAAUUAUAAUUCAUUUAAUGAAAAAUCUAAUCCUUCUAAAUUAUCACCGCCAUUAUUAGAAUCUAAAAUGACUGAAGCAGAGUUAUCUCCAUUACCUUCCCCCUUACAACGCUCAACAUUUCAUUCUUCUCGUUCUUUAAUAUUUGCUUUAACCGGUUUAGCUAGUGAAGAAGAUAAAAACAUUGCUUUUGAGAGCGGUGUCGAUGGCUUCUUGACUAAACCAGUUAGUUUAAAAAUGUUGGAAAAAAUAUUUAAAAAAUGGUCUGAAAGAAAAGAUCAAAGUAAUACAGGAAGAGGUGUGCUUUAG